Molecule: messenger RNA, 1463 nt
Organism: Xyrauchen texanus (razorback sucker)
Lineage: Eukaryota; Metazoa; Chordata; Actinopteri; Cypriniformes; Catostomidae
Product: four-jointed box protein 1-like
Exons: 1
Coding region: 65-1264 (399 amino acids)
Biological process (GO): cell-cell signaling
Source: RefSeq, a predicted model, not a curated record
UUUAAACGACCGAGCAGAGGAAGAAAUCAAUGGGAAGCGAUUACAGCGAGCAAAGUGGACUAAAAUGCGUUUUGAAAUCAUGAAGACCGCGAAGGUAAAACUGUGCGCGUCAGUGUGUAUGUGUCUUGGAAUAGUUACCUGGAUAGUAAAUGUGAAGUUGGAUUUUUGGUCCGUAGUUAUACAUCUGGGCACCGAACAGCCUCUUAAAGCCCCCGGAAUGCCCGUUGCAAAUGAGCAAAUAAACAGUGGCAAUCGACCAAGGCGUGCAAGAGCGCGCGAUGAAAAAAGUUUUGAUGUCCCCUCGUCAUCAAACACACAACUGGAUAACGUUAUUGAGCACCGAGUGUUUUGGAGUGCAUGGCUGGACGGUCUCUCGACUACGGUUUUCGACGAGGAGUAUGAGAGGAAGUGGAGGGAGCAGGUCCGGGACGCACGGGUAGUUUUACUCGAAGCGGGUUGCGGCAGACCCACUAACCGUCUGGCCAUUUUCGCCGACGGCAGCAGAGCAUGCGUGCGAUACGGCAUCGACGCGGAUCAAGUGCUGGGCGAAACACUCUCUUAUUAUCUAGCUAAAUUACUCGGAAUCUCCAAUCUUCCGCCCUUGGCUCUCUCCAAAUUGAACCUGUGCAGUGAGCAAUGGGCAAGCGUUAGCGGAAAUAUCGAGGCGUUAGAAUGGACUCCAGGUGCAAUUGUGUCUCUCACGAAGUUCCUCCCAAAUGUUACUGAAGCGUUCAUUCCAAUCCCUUUUCGAAAACUGCAAGGAAGAGGCCUGCCACCCUCCCCUGAGAGUCAAUCAAACAUGACAAUACCAUAUCUAGUAGAAUUGAUCCAAUGGACGGAUCUAAUUUUGUUUGAUUACCUAACAGCCAACUUUGACCGGAUUGUAAGUCACAUUUUCAGCCUCCAGUGGGACGCGCGCGUGAUGGAGCGGGCCACCAAUAACCUUCUCAAAACAAUCAGCGGAGAUUUGGUUUUCAUUGAUAACGAAGCAGGGCUUAUUCAUGGAUACAGAGUGCUUGACCUGUGGGAACGGUACCACAGAAUGCUGCUGAGUUCGUCGUGUGUGUUUAGGAGAAGUACAGCCCGGCGCAUAGCUGAGAUGAAGCGCUCCGGGAAUGCAGCAAAGCUGCUGUUUGAACUGUACCGCGCAAGGGAGCCGUUUGCACGCGAGCUGGGGUCUCUGUCUGAAGUGCAAGCGCUUACGUUGCAGAACAGGAUUGCUGUAGUUCACAAACAUAUUAAGCAGUGCACAGAAAGCAAGUAGGCUGUUUUUCCAAUUGGAGAUGCUACGACGUCACCUAUGAACUUAUUGUUGUCAGUACUGUUACAUGGUUAUCACACUGUAUGUGGCAUUCCUCUAAGAAUUGAGUAGAUUUAGUGAAUAAGGUCUCAGCAUAAAUGCACUAUUUAGUUUAUGGACUGAAACAUUCCCUUCCCAUAUGCUAGUCAGAAUAAUAUUUAAA